This is a messenger RNA of Aspergillus nomiae NRRL 13137, 1671 nucleotides long. Its product is annotated as WD40 repeat domain-containing protein. The transcript has 2 exons. The coding region runs from base 1 to 1671 and encodes 556 amino acids. NCBI's taxonomy places the organism in Eukaryota, Fungi, Ascomycota, Eurotiomycetes, Eurotiales, Aspergillaceae. Gene Ontology annotation, biological process: regulation of transcription by RNA polymerase II. The record is from RefSeq and is a predicted model, not a curated record. Gene Ontology annotation, molecular function: transcription corepressor activity; protein binding. Gene Ontology annotation, cellular component: Set3 complex.
AUGUCUUCUAAGAAUAUCUGUCUACCAACGACUAAUGAGUUUUUACAGGAUGGGAAUCUGAGGCCCUUUUCACCUUCAGAUUAUUUCUUUGGACCCGCCGUGCUGGAAGCGGAACCGCGGAAAAGUCAGGGUGGCCCGGGUGAAAAUGGCACAGACCAGGCGCCUGUCUCGCCCACGAGUAAAGCCGCGGGCGACAGCGUGAUCAACGGUCACUUGACAGGCGAAUCUGCGACACCUCAAGUUGUCCCCAAUGCUAAGAAAAGCCGUAAGAGUGACCGCGCAGAGACCAACGGGGACGAAAUUCCAAUGGAAAUUGAUUCAAAUGGUGUUGCCAAUGAGACGAAAUCCGCAGUAGCUACAUCACCAUCCUUGGCCGAUGCUGUGGAUGGGGAUGGGGAUGUGAGCAUGGGUAUCCGACCGGACUCGCAAGACCAGGAACCAACCGCGGCGCCGACUUUCACCUUGACCAACGGCCACAGCGUUGGCGUCCAGAUCACCCCCGCCAAGGCUGCCGACCUUAGUCCCGAUACCGCCGUCUUGAAUGUGGCUGAUGAUUGCCACGUGACCCGCGCAUUGUGGCGUCCAAACGAUUCCACAGUUGUCGUUGCAGUCGGCGAGUCGUUUUGCAGUCUAUGGAAAAUGCCGUCAUCUACGAGUCCAGUGCAAGAGAAACUUGUGGAGGGUAAGGGUGAUAGUAUAUGCGUCUCUGCGGUCGCCUGGGAUCCUACAGGCCAGAAAUUGGCCGUAGCCACAUACAAGGACAUGAGAGGGUCAAUCACUAUGUAUGAUGUCGCCGGGAAUGCUGUUGACCUCCUGCCCGAAGUACCUAGAAUGAUCACUGGAUUGCAUUGGACCGAGAGCGGCACCCAUUUGAUCGUUGUGGCAUCAGAUAGUAAAGUCUCCGAGCUGGCUCUCUGGGAUGAUUCAUUGCGACCGGACGAGUUUCCCUCCCCACAGGUAAUCGACGGGACAAUCUAUGACCUCAGCUGGCUUGGGCGCAAUGUAGCAUACGCUUCGGGUAAUGGAAUGGUCUACCAAUGCGAUGUCGACUCGAGUAUCCACAUCUCCAAGACAUAUACCAGUGAGACCGACAGGCCUUGGUCAUUUAUUCGUUGCGCAAAUGCCAAUUCCUCCUCGGUUGCCGUGGCUGCAUCGUCUGCUGCAGCCGCUUUCUGGAUCCCGACGCACGACAUGCACCUCGAUGGUGCACACGAAGGAGCUAUCACGACAGUGGAGCUUAAGCCAAACACACUGGAGCAACCACAAACGAACCAACCGUUGGUUCUAGCCUCUUCAUCCACUGAUGAUACAGUUAAAGUAUGGCAUAUUGAUCUGGACGCAAAACGAUUUGAUUGCAUUCAUCGUCUGUUCCUUGGUCCAUCUUCACCCGCCCUCGCCAGCAGUUUCUCUCCGGACGGCUAUGCUCUGGCUGCUGCAAGCAAAGACAAAUUGUUCAUCUGGAAUUCGCAGAGGGGUGGCACAGCAAUGGCUACUUGGACCGUGCCUGGGGCCGACGUAACAAAGAUCGAAGAAGGACAGAACCACCUGGCCAAUGGACACAAUGGGACCGCCGAACCAACGCUGGAUCGCUCUCUUGCAUGGGAUACUGAUGGUAAACGACUCGCUUUUGGCUUUGGCAAGCAGUUGGCUAUUAUAAACAUGCAAAGUUGA